UGUGUUCUGUUUGCAGAGAACAAGUAUUUCAAGAAACGUUGCCCUCAGGUACUGGGGAUCAAACGCAUCUACAUCCAGACAAAACAAGAGAAAAGGCUUAGCUUCACAAUCGGUGGACGUGCUUAUCUUUUCCCAAAGACAUCAAUUGUUAUCAAGUGUCCUGUACGCUAUUUUCCCAAAGCCCAGAUUCGCUGGGAGAAAGAUGGUGUGGACCUUCAAAACUCCAAACAUCUGAUUAUCACAAAAUCUGGAGCCUUAAGGAUCUACAGCCUGGAGGUUGGAGACAUUGGGCAGUAUCGCUGCUGGGCUAACCAAGAUUCAGACAUCUUCAUUCUAAAGCUGAUAGGCCAUGAUAACAGGCUGCUAGAACAUCCUGAGGGUAAGAAAUUGGUAAAGCAGAAAAUCAGCAGCAGCUCCAGAACUUUCUCUAACAAGGAGAGAGGUUUUGUUAGUUCCAAGUGCCAGGACCAGGACAAGGAGGAGUUUCCUCUGACUAAGAAGGUUCAGAAACAUGGUCAAAGCUGGUUGCAAAAGAAUGAGCUAUAUCUGGAUGAGGACCAAACGAAGGAGGCUGGGGAUCCCAUGGAUUUAGGUAACUAUCUUCUAGCAUCUACUUCUACUAGUGACUCUGUAAUUUCAGCAGCGUCUGGAGCCUUCACCCUGGAGCCAGCUGAGUUUGAGGAACUGGUCAGAAACAUCAGCCAGCUUGCAGAAAGUGGAGAUUUGACAGAUGAUCUUGCCUCUCAGCUUAUUGGCAAGCUGAUGGAGGAGAUAGCAGCAUCCCAGACCGCAACAGAUGAGGAGACAGUCCAAGCGGAACGCAAACAUCUAAACAGAACCCCUAACUCUUCUGAACACUCUGGAGGGAAGAGUUUGAAGAGCAGAGCAGUUAUCGUUCGUCAUACCCCACAUGGUUCUGCCAUGAGCUUUCAGAGAGAUCUCAAUAUCAAUGUGGGAAGGCCUGCCUACAUAACCAAUGCCACUCGAAGCCUGACACUUCACUGUUCAGCUCAGGGUAUCCCAACACCUACCGUGUCCUGGACCAAAGAUGGACUACCACUGCAAGCCAGCACUGGAGGACUGCACAUCGCGAGCCCUGGCGCUAAAGACGUUGGAAUCUACAGGUGCACAGCAAGCAACGAAAUGGGAUCUGAUUCAGAAACAACGCAGGUGCUAUUGGCUGAGCACCCUGCCAUCAUGACUUCUUGGAAGAACAUAUCUGACCUGCAGAGUGCCAAUCUGAAAGUGGUAGUAGGAGGCAGAAUAAGAACCCAUAUAGGUUCCAAUCUCACUCUGGACUGUCCAGUUACAGGUGUUCCUCAGCCGAAUGUAAGCUGGUACCGUUUAGAGGGCAAGCUGAGUGCCAACAUCAUUUCACUCCCAAAUGGCUCUCUGCUACUUCACAAUCUCAUGCCGCAAGACGACGGCACCUACAGCUGCAUAGCCUCCAAUCCCAUCGGCAAAGCUUCAGCCUCUAGCAGGAUCCACAUGGCUGAUGUCAAAGGGGCAGCAUCUAAUGAGAAAAGCUCCUUGUUGAAGGAUGUAAACAGGAAACGAGUCGUGAUGGCUUCCCGCGCUGGAACAGUCAUCACAGUCAGACCUGGGGACAUCCUUAGGAUCGGUUGUCCAGUAGUCCCAAGUCAUAGGAAACCCAUCAAAUGGUCAUAUGAGAAUCAAACCCUGAAGCAGACGCCAGACCUAAACUACCGCUCACUUGCUGCAGGUCGCAUUCUUGAAGUACACAUUCUGAGCAGCAGUUUUGAAGGACGCUUUGCAUGCCAAACCCACACCAACAAUCAGAUGAUCUCUGCCUGGAUUCACUUUCUCUCACAAGAAUUUGAGUGGCAUUUGGCUGACUGGAGUGUGUGCACUGCUAGUUGCGGAAAUAAAGGAUCUCAGAGCAGGAAGGUUCACUGCAUAAGUGGCAGCGGGCAUGAGAUGCCCCCAUCAUCCUGCCAACAUCUUCCUAAACCUUUCUCCCUUACACGGCCGUGUAACCUCCACGACUGUCCUCCCAGCUGGGGGUCCACCGUGUGGUCCAAAUGCUCCACGUCAUGUGGUCGCAGUUUCCGGCAGAGGAGGGUGUCAUGCCAGCGUCUGGAGGCCAGCGGGAGCAUUCGAGUUUUGGCUGAUGCAGCGUGUGAAGGAAUGUCACGCCCUGAACACAGAGAGCCGUGUGUUUCAGGAGCUUGUGCUGAGUGGAUCAGCGGACCCUGGGGACAGUGCUUGGGCCGCUGUCUCGGUCCAGCUGUAGCGACUCAGAGAAGAACAGUAAUGUGCAAGAAACUGAACGGGUCAGACCCCAACAUGGCCUGUGACCCCAGAGAAAGACCGGCCUCGGUAAGGAACUGCACAUCAGAAAUGUGCGAUGUUCACUGGAGGGUGUCACCAUGGCGAAUGUGCACUGUGACCUGUGGAAGUGGCUUCCAGUCACGCAGGGUCGAAUGUGUACAUCGCCAUAACAACAAGACCCUCCCUGACCUCUACUGCGCCUGGCAGCGUCGUCCUGUCACCUGGCAACACUGCAACAUCACUUCCUGUGGCAAUGAGUGUAAGGACACAACACAUUACUGCGCAGUGGUGAAACGCCUCAGCUUGUGUCCUAUUGAACUGUAUACACAGAGAUGCUGCAAGUCCUGCUCAGAAGACUCGGGCACUAUCUAGUGCUUGCCGAUGGAACAUCUCAAGCUUUUACAGCACAUUGACUCCUGAACACUGCUCUUCUUUCCAAUCCAAGCACAUGUGGAACAAAUCUGAAGUGGAAGAACUCCAGGGCUUUGCUGCAUAAAUGUGGAGAGUGCCGUUUUUGGGACAUGGCCGAGUUUAAGUGGAUGCUGUAUAAAAUUUGGUCUAAAGGGCCUUUAUCUACGCUGAAAUGAGUUCUGGAUGUGCAUUGGAAAUUCGAGACCGACAGAGAAAAAACACGGCACUAAUUCAGCUCUCUCCUGUCAUCAUUAUAUAAAGUUCAUUAUUGGCAUCAUGUGUGGAAUAAUUUAUACAAAUGUGUUUUGCUCUAUAUUUAAUCAUCAGGAUGAGAAGCAGAGAAUAUUGGACCAUUCACACGUGUGAAGGGAGGCUAAAAUAGGUACCGCUGAAGUGUACAUAGGGUACUUACAAUAGAUGAAAAUCUGAAAGUAUUUUAAGGGCAAAAGUUUAUCUAAAUAUUGACUUCAUCACACAUAUAUAAGCAGUGAAUAACAUGCUUAUAGUAUGAUGUUUGAGUAUAUAAGAACAGCAGCAGUUUGUGACAUUUUUCCCAUGUAAUCGAUUAUCCACAGAGAACCGAAGUCCAAGAAGGUAUGCAUAGUAAAGGUAUGUAGUUACAAACAAGGAAUGAAGGAUAAGAAGUGAUCCAUUUUCUCAUAUUAAACAAACAAAGUGUUUUAUAUCAUCAAAACUAAUCAUCAACCCCUUUCUAAGAGUAGCUGCACAAAAUAGCCAGCCUCUACUUAUUACUUAAUUGAACUUAUUACUAAAUUCUUAAUUGAAACAGUUAAAAAGAAGAUAGGUCUAAUGCCGACAUCAAAAAUCUCGAAAAUACUCAAAACAGACUUCUAGUAUUCAUAGGAGAGUCUGUUUCAGUUCAUGAAUAAACAUAGUCUGAAUUUAGAUUUGCAAUUUGAACAUUGUUUGGCUUUGGAUUUUGUAAAUAAAUCUUUUGCACAUGGACCCUGGUUACACACAGGAUCCACCACAUUCCUUUCCCUGUAGCCCAUCAUCAAACAUGUCUCAUUUACUCACCCCAAACUGCUUCUUUAAUCAUUUUUAAAGAUAAAGAUUUGAAAGAUAUGUGUCAUUACUGUCAGAACUCUCCAGCUGAAAACCGAUGCAUGGAAGUGCUGACAGCCUAUCAGACGUCAACCAUUAAGAUUCGGAAGCUUGUGGCUAGUAAAGAGUACAAAAUAUCAACACACUGUGUCGAAACUGAGACAAUGUCAUAUUGUCAUAUGCCUUAUUUUUCCCACAUGUACCAUGAUCACGACAAUGGGGCCGUGUAACGUGUGAAAACUGACAUUAGCUGCUGUUCAUAGAUAUUCAUGUCUUAUUCUAAAAACACUAUUUCUUGCUUAUGUAUGCGUUAUGAAGACAUUAUGUAUCAUUAAUGUACAAAGGAGUGAAAUGUCUAAGUCAUAAGACCACACUUGAGUCUCCAGUUGCUACUCCUUUUAAAUGUACUUGUGUUUGUGUGUUUGUGUGUGUGUGUGUGUGUGUGUGUGUGCGUGUGUGCGCGUCUGUUCAACCAGUGUGCUGCAUUGUAAAUUCUUGUACAUAAUGUGUUUUUUUUAAGUGCAAUAUUGUACAUUGAGUGUAGAGAUUCUGGACUUAUUUUCUUACUUGCUAGUGUAGUUUACAUUGUAAUCCAUAUUUAAGACUACAGAAAACCUUAUCAAUUAUUCACAUAGAUAAUCCAUGAGUUGACUACCAUGGCCUUCUGUAUUUAAAAGCAUGCGACUUAAUUACAGUUUGAAAUGUUUGAAUAGAUACACAAACCAUGUGCUGACAUAAUUACAGAUAUACAACAAUAGAUGGCUACUGACGUGUAAAAACAUUCAUUGUGUUUGGGAUGGUGAGAGUUUUGAUUGGGGACUGUCUGGAAUUCCUCAUCACUUCUCUGUGUUAUAUAGUAUAAAGGAAAUAAAUACACUUUUGAGAAAGAGUUUAUUUUUCAUUUUGAUCAUCGCUUGAGUACAAUUUUGGCACAUAAAUAUUUUUUUUCACAUUUAGACUUUUAGUACAUUCCAUACAAUGCCACAAGUGGGAGAGAAACAUAAGCUGGAAUUUAUCAGAAUAUAUUGUAAAGUAUUGUUAUAUUUGUUGUGUGUGCAGCCUAUAUGUUGAUGUACCAUUUGUUGUAAGAAUAGAUUAGGCAUGAAUGAAAUGUACACAAUUUCUUUAGUUUUGCACUUAGCUAACAAGUAAAGGAAGCUCACAGCUAGUAGUUUAGCAUUGUACAAUGUGCAUAUCGAAAUCAUGAUACACCUCCAACGACAGCAUGUUGAUCUGUUGUCAUAAGGCGGAGACAGAUGGAUGUAAGUGCGAGCUGUUUAUUAGCUAUGCAACUCUGCAGACAAACCCAUGGUCCAAAACAGAUACUGCAGACGCCGAACUUCAGGCAAACCAGGAAUCUCGACCAAAGAAAACACCCCACUGAAUUGUACAGUGAAAUAACAAAACCUCGCAGAAAAGUAAGUUCAACUAGACUUUAGAUUUUGGGAAGAAAGUGCGAGUGGUGCUUGCCCAUGCAAAAUCCGACACUAAUAUGCAACUGAACAUGAGCUAUGUGUGUACAUGUUUGUUGAAGCAUAACUAAUUUGACAUAUAUUGGUAGUCGUAAUGAUUGUAUUUAACUCCAGGUUUUAAUAUAAUAGGCUUUAUGGCAGUCCAUUCAUAUGCACAUCACUAAAACACCCAUAAUGCAAUUCUUCUCAUGGAGCUGAGUGUUUUAACAUAUCACACGUCUACAGUAUGUUAUGGUAGUUUUGUGAUUCCACUAAUUUUGGGGGUUAAUGUGCAUGUGACGUUCACUUGACAUCACUAAAAUACCCAUAAAGCUAUUCUCCUCAGUCAGCCAAGCGUUUUGGUAUAGUAUAUGUCUACUGUAUGUACCAAUAGUUUUGUGGUUACAGUCAGUUUUGUUGUGAUGUGCACAUGACACCAUGCGACCCAUAAUGCAAUUUUGCACAUUGGAUGGAGGGUAUUGCCAUCCUCCAUAAUGCAAUUCUCCUCACUGAGCCGAUCAUUUUGAUGUAUGACAUGGCUAAUAAGUAGGUUAGUAAGAGUGAGCUAAUGUCUGGACUUGAUUGGGUUUUGAAUUUGUGCACAGAAGGCUGUUAAAAAUUGUCUUUGUUUAACCUUUUGAUCUUUUGUUAAAAAAAAUUUCACAAAAAUACUCUGCUCUCAUGGAUAUCAAACAAUUGCAAACAAAACACAGGUUUAUCAAAAAUAUCUUUGUUAUAUAUAGGUGUGGAACAAUUACUGGGACCCUUUUAGUCAAUACUUUGUGCUACCUCCCUUUACCAAGAUAACAGGUCUGAGUCUUCUCCUAUAAUGCCUGAUGAGG
Messenger RNA from Ictalurus punctatus (channel catfish), 6061 nucleotides. RefSeq names its product ADAMTS-like 3. NCBI's taxonomy places the organism in Eukaryota, Metazoa, Chordata, Actinopteri, Siluriformes, Ictaluridae. The transcript is spliced from 11 exons. Bases 583 to 2664 code for a protein of 693 amino acids. Gene Ontology annotation, cellular component: extracellular matrix. Gene Ontology annotation, molecular function: metalloendopeptidase activity. The record is from RefSeq and is a predicted model, not a curated record. Gene Ontology annotation, biological process: extracellular matrix organization.